Musca domestica (house fly) is the source of this 4372-nucleotide messenger RNA. RefSeq lists its product as uncharacterized. The transcript has 4 exons. Bases 1 to 3858 code for a protein of 1285 amino acids. The record is from RefSeq and is a predicted model, not a curated record. Gene Ontology annotation, molecular function: nucleic acid binding. Lineage: Eukaryota; Metazoa; Arthropoda; Insecta; Diptera; Muscidae.
AUGUCUGUCGUUCGCUCACCAACAGGAGAUACGCCUACCAGCAGCCACCAAAAACAGCAACAAAUGCCAGCUGCAGCCGCAGCCGUCAAUACACCGCCAGCCAAUACUUCUAAAUCUUCUUCUUCUUCUUCUCAGUUACAGCUCCAAAAACCGCCUUCAAAUACACCAGCCAAAACACCAAAUCCUGCAAAUGAAUUAGCCGAGAUGAGAAAACUUAUGAAAUUUGAAAUGGAACAGAUGCAACGUCAGAUGAAAGCAAUGCAAGACGAAUUUUUAGCAGCACAAGCAAAAAUGCAAGCACAACUAUUAAAUACGUCACAGCAGUUUGCUUCUUUGCAAAACACAAUGUCGCAGCAAGCAUUGCCUACACUGACGUCACAACCACCAAUUUUCUCAAAUCAAACGACACAACAACCGCCAUUGAAUACGCCGCAACAGCCACAAAGGAAUCUGCCACCACAGCCGCCAUUGAGUCUGCCGCCACAGCCGCCAUUGAAUCUGCCAUUACAUUCAGUAGUUUUGCCACCACAAACAGUACCGCCAACAACAAGUCAACAGUUGCAGACUCAAGUGCAUCAACUGCCGCCAUUGUCUAUCAACACAGAUGAGUCUUUUCCAAAUUCACUUUCAAAUAACUCCAACGGAAAUGCACAUAAAAAAAUUUAUCCCUUGCCUAUUUUUUCAGGUCUUCCAGAGGAGUGGCAGGCAUUUUUCGAAGCCUACGAGAGCACCACAACCGAAUUUGGUUACUCCAAUCUCCAUAACAUCAUGCGUUUGAGAGACGCAUUGAAGGGCCGAGCAAGGGAAACAGUGGAAUCCAUGUUGGGGAGUUCUGCCAACGUCAGCGCCAUUUUGGAAAUUCUGCAGGAAACAUUUGGUCGACCAGAGCAACUUAUCCGAAGCCAAGUAGAAAAAGUCCGAGCCAUUCCACCGCUGGCAGAUGAUAAUUUGGAUGCACUUGUCAACUUUGCCAACAAACUCUCCAAUAUGGCCACUUUCCUAAAAAACGCCAAGGGUGAACACCAUCUAUCCAAUCCAUCGUUGCUGAGUGAGCUAGUGUCCAAACUGCCGAUAAACCGCCAAAUGCAAUGGGCCGAAAAAUGUCUGCAACUCCAGCACCCCGCCACUAUAGUUGAUUUCAGCGAUUGGUUGGGAAUAUUACGCCGUCUCGCACAUAUGAGAGGCCACCAACUUAAAAAUUGCCACUAUAAGCGUCGUUGUGGCAUAAAUGAUUGCCAAAAAUCACACCACCAAUUGUUGCACAAAACACUCGCGACGCCAUCCCAGGAACCGAACCGAACAUUACCCACACACGAUUUGGAGCCACGAACGAACACCCCAUCUCUUCCCGACGCACCGCCGUCUCAAACACAACGAAGAAAUUGUCAUGCCGCCCACUACACCGAAAACGUACUGUUCCAGAUUUUGCCCGUGACGCUAUACGGAACACACAAACAAAUAACGACGUACGCGUUCAUUGACGACGGCGCCAAUGUGUCCAUGCUGGACGAGGACGUUGCUCGCGAACUCGGAGUACACGGGAAACCGGAGAUUUUAAAAAUUCAUGGUGUCGGUGAGUACAACAACAAGUACCCGAUAACCAAUGUUUACAUUUCGUCCAAUCUGUCAUUGCCAAUACAGAGUUGCCAUCUGGAUCAUUUAAUUAAAUCCCGUGAAAUCGACCAAAUCGCCGAAAUCCCAUUCCGGGAUUAUUCGAAUGUUCAACCUAAACUAAUAUUAAGCUUGCAACAUUCAUUUUUAACAGUUCCCUUGGAAGCUCCUCGUAUGAUGACUGAUGUUGGACCAAUCAUUACCCUAACGAGAUUAGGCGCCGUAAUUUAUGGACCGAUCCCAGGCGAGAAGAGUUCCAAUCUUAAGCGGGCUUUACACGUUAGGAAAUGUUUCGAGGAAGAAAAUUGUGACUUGCUUAAGGAAAUGCAUACCAUGAUGCGGCAAUAUUUCGACGUGGAGACAUUGGGUACCAAGGUAAAUGUGACACCAAUUCUGUCCAUAGAUGAUGAACGAGCGUUAAAAAUAUUGAGAGAAAACACGAAAAGAAUCGAUGGGCGAUAUCAGUGUCCGCUUUUGUGGAAAGAACAUUUUUCUCCAAUUCCAGAAUCGUACAAUUUGUCGUACAACCGAUUGCAGUGUGUGGAACGAAAAAUGGCAAAGGACAGUGUAUAUGCAGCUCAAUAUUGCAAAAAGAUAAGAGACUACGAGGAAAAAGGAUAUUGCCGUAAACUUUCAGUAGCAGAACGAGAAAGAAGGAGCGACCGAACGUUUUAUUUGCCACAUUUUGGCGUUAAAAAUCCCAACAAAGAUGGAAUUCGUAUCGUCUUCGAUGCUGCUGCUGAAGUUCAACAAUUUUCAUUAAAUAAAGCCUUAUUACCUGAACCUGACAUAAAUAACUCUUUAAUCUCUAUUCUUUUUAAAUUCAGGGAAUUUCCUGUAGCCGUGUGCGGAGAUAUACAAGAGAUGUUCCACCAAAUUGUAAUCGCCAAAGAAGAUCAGGACAGUCAGCGAUUUCUAUGGAGAAAUGGGGAUCCCAGUCAACCCUUAGAAACUUAUGUAAUGGAACGGAUGAUUUUUGGAGCCACUUGUUCGCCCACCAUAGCCCAAUAUGUAAAAAACCUAAAUGCCCGAAGGUUUAUAAAUGAGUCGCCAAGAGCAGUACAAGGAAUCAUCGAUCGUCAUUACGUAGACGAUUACGUCGACUGUUUCCAGACUGAAGGUGAGGCAGUUGAAGUGGUACGUGAUGUCAUAAAAAUUCACAAAGAGGGUGGAUUUAAUCUCCGCAACAUCAAGUCUAAUUCCCUUGUUUUACAACGUAUGUUUGGCAACUCUAUUUCUGAUGAAAGUGAUGGCAACUCAAUUUUUGAUGAUGGAAUGGAACGGGUACUUGGUAUUCAUUGGCUGCCAAAAUCAGAUGUUUUUUGUUUUGAAUUAAAAUUACACAAAGUGGAUGAAAAGAUAUUGAAAUUGCAAAAAGUGCCAACGAAACGCGAAAUGUUGUCUUUAAAUAUGUCCGUAUUCGAUCCAUUCGGGUUUCUUGGUGAUUUUAUGGUGACGUCGAAGAUAAUUAUGCAAAAUGUGUGGAAAAGUGGUAUAAAGUGGGACGAGGAGUUGCCGCCCGCGAUUUAUAGCCGCUGGAAGACCUGGCUGGAGGAAUUGCCUAAAUUAAAGGAUUUCAAAGUUCCGAGGUGUUACAGUAAUGGAUUUUUUAAUGGUAUAGUAGAUUUGCAUGUGUUUGUGGAUGCCAGUGAAGAUGCAAUGGCUGCUGUGGCAUACUGGCGUAUAGUAACAAAUUGUGGUGUAAGUGUUGUGUUCGUUAUGGGCAAGACGAGCUGUGCCCCAACAAGAUACCAUACUAUACCUAAGCUUGAGUUGCAAGCAGCAGUAAUUGGAGUGCGAAUGAAGGAAAAAAUUUUGGAAAAUCAUUUGAAGAAUAUUAAUAACAUUUAUUUUUGGUCAGAUUCCUCAACAGUGAUAAGUUGGAUCCGUUCAGAACACCGUACAUACAAACAAUAUGUGGCAAAUAGAGUGUCGGAGAUUCUGGAAAGCAGCCGUAUGGAGCAGUGGCGGUGGUGUCCAGGAGCGGAAAACCCAGCUGACGAAGGGACCCGUGCUAAAGGACCCAAGAAGUACCAGCCAGAAGGACGUUGGAAAAAUGGGCCAGAAUUCCUGAGAAAAGAAGAGAAGUAUUGGCCGGACGAGGAACAAAUUGGAACAUGUGUGGAUCACAGCAAAACAGAGCUAAGAAACAAAUACAAAGUUUUGGCUGAAACGGGCAAUGGAGACGUGGACGAGUCAUCGAAGUAUUCAGGGGCAAAGACGGAGUGGCACGAUCAGCCAAGGUGAGAACGAGUGCCGGUGUAUACCACAGACCUGUGUCCAAACUUGCCAUUUUGGACGUGGAAGCGGCUGGAGACGGAGUUGGUGAAGCCUCCCCCUCUGGGUCAGUUCACGGGGGUGGGGAUGUUAGAGAUGGUAACCCUGCAAUUACCAAAGCUAAAAAAGUGUAGCCAAAUUUGAAAUACCACUGUUAUAAAUGGCCGAAAUAUCCCAAGCGAAGAGGGAGACGAAACUAAAUUUAAGCCAACAUCUUCAUUUUGUUUAUUUUUGUUGUUUUGCUUAAUGUCACUUUUAUAUAAAUAGGCCCUUAUGGCCAUUGUUUAUUCCCUUUUUUGUUAGAACCCAAAAAUAAGUAAGUCGUGUUAAUUUUUAUUGUUUUUAAAUUAAAUAUUGUUAUUUUAUUUGUAAACUUAAUUUUUGUUAAAUUUUUAAAAUUCUUACAGAGAAUAAACAACGACAACUAAACUCACUAUUUGUAAACAAACAAACCAAAUAAACGCAGCUUUUUAUUUUGCCGAAA